AGUUCCAUACAGAUACACAUACACGUUACAUUCUUCCGUCCCAGCUUGAAAGAAAACCACAUCACCAGAGCUUCAACUUGAACGAUGGCGCACAGAGCGCUGGAGGUGACCCUGCUGUCGGCCAAGGACCUGAAGAACGUGAACCUGAUCACGCGCAUGGAGGUGUACGCGGUGGCGACCAUCUCGGGCGACCCGAUCACCCGGCAGUGCACCCCGCCGGACCCGCACGGCGGCCGCAACCCGACGUGGAACGCGACGCUGCGCUUCAGCGUCCCGGCCACCGCCGAGGAGGCCCGGGGCGGCUGCCUCCACGUCCUCCUCCGCGCCGAGCGCAUGUUCGGCGGCGACCGCGACGUGGGCGAGGUCAUCGUGCCCCUGGAGGAGAUCCUUACGGGCGGCGGCUUCGGGGCCACCAGCUCGCCGCGGUUCGCGUCCUACCAGGUCUGCAAGGUGCACCGCUCCGAGACGCGCGGCCUGCUCUACCUCACGUACCGCCUCGGCCCCGUCGUCCCGCCGUCGCCGCCGCAUGGAAAGCCGGCCGACGGGUGGCCGGUCGUCGGGUACCCGGCGCCGCAGGUGAUGCCGUCUUCGCCUGCAACACCAGCCGGUGGCCAUGGGGAUGGGCCGUUUUCGCCGGCAAAACCAGCUGCUGGCUAUGUGGAUGUGUUGCCGUCUCCAAAACCUUAUGGGUACGGGACGACGCCGCCGUCUCUAAAGCCAACCGAUCAGGUGGUGUCCAUGACAACUUCUCCAAAACCAGUCGGGCGUGUGGUGUCUAUGCCACCGUCUCCAAAACCAGUUGAACAUGUGGUAUCCAUGCCGCCGUCUCCGAAACCAGCGGGGCGUGCGGUCUCCAUGCCGCCUUCUCCAAGGCCAGCCGGGCAUGAGGUGCCCAUGCCGCCUUCUCCAAAAUCACCCGGUGGGCAUGUGUCGUCUCCGAAAUCAGCCGGUGGGUAUGUGCCGUCAUCUCUGAAACCAUCCGGUCAUGUCAUGCCACCAUCUCCAAAACCAGACACGUCUAUAGCCAUGGCGUCGUCUCCAAAGCCUGCCGGUGGACAUAACAUAGCCAUGCCAUCGUCUCCGAAGCCAUUCGGCGGGCAUGCAUCGUUUGUGCCGCCGUCCCCAGCACCAUAUGGUGAGGCGGUGGGCGAACGCAUUUUUACCAUGACAGAAAUCUACCGGUGUCCCAUUAUCCAGCGAGGAGCCGCCUCCACCCCUAACUAGUACCGGAGUACAUGUUGAAUAACAAGAGCAUGUGGGUACAUGCAUCACCUAGGUAGCAUGAGUCGUACCCAGUGCUACACUUCUGGUGCUACUAGAUAAGAGCAAGUGUACCAUCAGCUGCUAAAAAGCUAGCAGAUGAACUUCAAAAAAAAAAUCUAGCAGAUGUUUUAGUGGUGUAUGCAUGUAAGUCGGUUGUAAAAGCAAUAAGAGCAAUCAGGUUUCAAAGCCUCUA
This is a messenger RNA of Triticum dicoccoides, 1456 nucleotides long. Its product is annotated as vegetative cell wall protein gp1-like. The transcript has a single exon. Gene Ontology annotation, biological process: defense response. The coding region runs from base 85 to 1224 and encodes 379 amino acids. The record is from RefSeq and is a predicted model, not a curated record. Lineage: Eukaryota; Viridiplantae; Streptophyta; Magnoliopsida; Poales; Poaceae.